UUACCAUUUACCUCGUUUCUACAACAAUCCAACCGUCCCACCUGUUACUGAGAAGUCCUGAUUUGAAACAGUUUGCCAUGAAAGAAGUUCCAUAUGUUUACUCGUAUUCUGGGGUUUGAAAGUAGGACAAUUGUUGCAAGAAUGCCCGCGGUGAAAAAGGAUAUUUUACCGUAAGAGUCUGAAAUGUAGGAUAACUUGGAAAAUCUCCUGUCAGGUGUCUGUUUUUUUCCAGUCACGUUAGCCACAAUUAACGUUAGCUCAUUGUCUGGAAAAAAACGUUAACGUUAACUCAAUGAAUGAACGGGUUUCUUGUCCACGUUUCACAGUUUUAUGUAGGCUAUUGAUGAAAUUAUUAUUUUUUAGAGUAAUUCGGUUUUACGUCCAAGUUAAUUCAUUAAUCCACCCAUUCCCUUCACACCGAUGGAUAGAUAUGGCUAUUAAUUAAUGUUUGCGAUUUCAAGUGUUAGCUAACAUUCCUACUAAUUAAACAUAGGUAACCAAAUAAUAUUGUCAUAAAAUGAAUGAGGAAAGCAGACGAACUGUUGAGAUUCGUCGUAACUCAACGUGGGCACAGGACAGAAGUGAUGCUCAAAGGCGAAGAGGUUCAGAAGCACUGGCACCUUGCUCUGUGACUAAAAAUGUAAAAGUUAUUUUUGAGGAAUUCAAAAGUCUCUAUGAAGAGAGGCUGAAACGCCUCAAAACUGGCACAGAAGGCUGCACACAAGAAGAAAUGUUGCAGAAGAAAGUCAGGAUUCUGCAGUCCUAUGUGAAUGACCUGUGUGACCAGAACCAGCUGUUGGUUCAGACAGUGGAAGACCUGGAGAAGGAAAGCACUGAGAGAAUCACCUCACUGGAGAGGGAGUUGCGCAUCUCUGACAAAACCAUCACGGAUUUGAACCAUCAGAGGAGAUGCCUCGAGGAGAGCUUGGACCGCCUGCAGACUGAAAAUCUGGAGCUCAAGACCGACGUGGACACCCUUGCACAGGUUGUUCGUCAGGCCAGGCAAACACACAGCCUGGAUGUGACUGGAGUUAAACUGCACUGUAUGUCUCAGGACAGAAUCAUUCAGUCUGCAACUAUAGACCAUGGCGAGCAGGAGUACGUUAUGAACCCUCUGCCCGAUGAGCUGGUGGACCUCCUGAAGGCCAGGAUAGGGAUUAUGCACAAUCUCCAAGAGGAAAUUAAGAUGCUUUCGGACACGACCACGGCAAAGAGGAAUGAGCCGCAGGAGAAGACUGAUGCUCUGGCGAUGCCUCGUGGCCGCGUCGAGUCUCUGGAGAAACUGCAAGCGGAGAAGGUUGCCGAGAUUGCCGAUAGAGACGUCAUCGUCGCACGGCUCCAAAAACAGCUGCGGCUGGUGCAACAGGACGGGGUGGACAUGCAGAAUCAGCUCCAGAAAAGCAAAGAGCUCACGCACAGGCAGAGGGAGGAAAUCCAGUCGCUCCGAGAGAAAAGAGACACUUCAACAACAGAGGUGAAGCUGACAGACAAGGGCCAACUGAAGAAGAGACUGGAGAAACACAAGAGGAAGGAUGAAGAGGGCGAGGAGGAGGAGGAGGUGGCAGACGAGGUGGCCCAGCUGUCAGCUCAGCUCCAACAGUUUCAGGCUGAGCUGGAGAAGACCAGAAGCCAUCAUGUACCUGCCACACGCCAGGCGAGAGGCCAGCUAGCGUGGGAGAGAGGAGCACUCCUUGAGGACCACUGGGGGAAAGCAGAGGAGAGAGAAGAGCACAGGAAACAGAUGAGAGAAGAGUUGGCCGUCUUAAAGGAGAAACAGGAGGCCAGCAGGCUGGAGCGGGCGGUGCAGGAGCAGGCACAGGCUCUGGGGCAGCUGCAGCAGAGGCACCAGGAGAGUGUGGAGGAGAACGGACGCCUGCAGGCCCGAUUGGAGGCCCAGACCAUCACUGCACAGAGCCAGGAGGAAGCGCUCAACACAGAGAUCAGGAACACGGAGGACACACUGCACAAGCUCCAGAAGCAGCUGGCAGACAGGGAGAACGUUACGGAGCGCGCCUUGCAAAAGAUCCUGACCCUAGAGCAGGACCUGGAGAAGACUCAGGGCAGGUACUCAGCGGCCAGUCGGGAGCUCCAGGGCCAGUGCGACCUGGUGGGGGCGCUGGAGAAAGAGCUGGAGCGGACCGGCGCAGCCCAGAAGGAGGCCGCUCACGAGGUGAGCGAUCGUGAGGAGCGCCUUUUACACCUGCAGUUGGAGCUGACCACUCUGCGCACCUCGCAGGAGCACACCAGGAGGGCCCUCGCCGUGAAGGAGCAGCUGCACGCCCAGCUCUCCCAGGAGAACCGGGUCGUGAGGGAGAACAUGAGCUCCCUCCAGAACCAGUUGCAGGCCAGCGAGGGGAAAGUUAAUAGCCUGGGUUUAGAAGUUGGCACACUGAAGUCCAAAUUACAGGAAAAGAGCGAACAAUCUCAACAGCUGCAAGAUCAAAUUCUCAAGCAGCAGGAGGCUCUAAGUAGGGCAGGCGAAACUUUAAAAGACACAAGGAAAGCAGCUGGCAAUAAGAUACAACGCAAAGACAACAAGCUCAACACACUGCAGAAGGAGCUGGAGGAAUUUAAAAAACAGCUCUCAGAUUAUAAAAAUGAGCAUGAGGCCACCAUCCAGAGACUGGAGGAGGACACGGCAGAGCUGAUGGCCCAGUUACAGCAGCGCUCACGGGACCUCACCAGCCUGAGUGCGGAGAAGAGCCGGCUGGAGCUGGAGCUGGUCCUCAUCACCGAGAAACACCACACCGCCCAACACGAGGUGAGCUGUCGAGAUCAGGUGACUCUGCACAUGAAGACAGAUUUAAGAGCCAUCGAGGAAAGACAUCAAGGAACACAAGAGGAGCUGGUGGCUCUAGAGGCAGAGGUCAGCAGGCUUAAUGAGGUCAUGAACAGGCAGCGUGAGCAGCUCGGAGAGGCGGAGCAAAGCUGUCGCCAAGCCCACCUACGCCUGCAGCAGGAACAACAGGAGAAGCAGAGAACACACGCACAUCUACACAACACUCAACUCCAGCUGAAUAGCCAGGCUGAGUUCCUGUCGGCUGUGCGCUCUGAGCUGGAGGCCCUGAAGCAGACCCACUGUGCUGACGAGCAGCGCUGGAGCCAGAAGUCCUCCCUGCUUCAGGGCCAGUUGGACGAGACGCGCUCCCAGCUCCGGGAGACCUCCGCCCAGGCCAGCCAGCAACGGCACGCCCUCAAGAAGCUCAAGAGCCAGGCCAACCAGGCCCAGACACAGCUGCAGCACGCCCAAGACAAGGUGAAGGAGGAAGAGGAGCGGGUGAGGACCCUAAAGGGUGAUCUGACCUCUCUGAGACAACAGCACGAGGGUUUGCAGCAGAGGCUGGAGGGCUUCAUGGCCGACACCCUGAACCAGGAGGCCACAGCGGCCAUCUUGAGGCAGAAGUACACGGUUGCCAUGGAGAAGGUCCAGCAGCUCCAGGAGCAGCUGCAGGCCUCUGAGGAGGAAAUGUGUUACUCUAGGAAACAGGUCCUUGAGGCGCAGGAAGUCAUCAGCGGACUGAGAGAGGAGAACAGCAGCCUGGAGGCACGGGGCGAGGAGAAACGACGGCAGGUGGAGAACGCAGAGGAGGCCAUCGACCACCUCACCGAGGAGCUCCAGGCUGCCCUGGACAUGCUGACCGCCAGCAGGGAGCAUGCCUCCGAUCGCGACCGCACCGUCGUGAAGCUCCACGCAGACCUGGACGACAGACAGGCGAAGAUUGUCGACUAUGAGAAAAAAUGCCUUCAGCUACAGUCUGAUAUCACCACCUACCUGCUCAGUCACAGCCACCCCAAUGAUCACUACGAGGCUCAGAGGAGGCAGCGAGAUCUCUACCAGAAGGAAGUGACCUUGCUGAGGCACCAGUAUGAGGAGCAUGCCCAGAGGAGUGUGGAGAACGACAACCUCCUGGCGCAGCUGCACGAGGAGGCCCAGGGCCUGAGAGCUGAGCUCCACCACAGGGCCCAGGAGAGGCAGGAGCUGGAGCGGGCGGUGCAGUCUCUGCAGCUGGAACUGGCUUCUGCUCAGAGGGAGCGCAGAGCCGCUCUCAGCCAGCUGCAGCAGGAGACCCUGGAACUCCAGCAGGAGCUCUCCCUCGCCCGCAACACAAGCACACAUAAAGACCAGGCCGUCAAGCAGAGAGACGAGCUGCUGCGGCAGGCGGAGGUCGACCUCCAGCAGGCCCAGGAGACCGUGCUUGCGGGGUCCCAGGAGGCCGAGGGGCUGAGGGCAGAGCUGCAGAGUGCCCAGCAGGAGACGUGCAGCCAGCAGCAGGAAAAGCAGGCACUGAGCACACACAUCAGCCGCCUCAGCCAGCAGCUGCAGCAGGCACAGGGCCUUUACAGGGGCAUGGCCCAGGCCCUGGCUGGUCAGGAGGAGCGUGUUGAUCUGCUGGAGUCUGGACUGAGGAGCGCAGAGGAGCGGCUCGGUGAGCGUGUGGCCCACAGCGUACGCCUGGAGCACAGCGGACACAAGAGCCACAACCAGCUCAGCCACAUGCAGGAGAUGGUAGUGCGUCUGCAGGGGGAGGCUGCGGUGGCUCAGUCGUCUCUUCAGCAGGCUCUGGGGGAGGCCAUGCAACAGCAGAGACAGCAGCACACACUCAGUCUGGAGAGAGAACAGGACACACAGGAGAUACACACACUCACACAGCAGCUGCAGCAGCAGGCAGGGCAGGUGUGUUCUCUGAGGCUGGAGCUGCAGCGGGAGCGUGCCCAGUGCCAGGACCAUCAGCAGGAGUUGGCCCGACUCAACGCCUCCGUCACACACCUGAACACACAGGUGGAGAGCCUCAGGGUCCAGAGAGACAACCACGCCAACAUUGUGAGGAGGCAUGAGGGGUGUAUGUCGGCGCUGGGUCAGCAGCUCCAGCAGUGUCAGGCUGUUUGCCAGGAGAACAGCAGAGCGCUGGAGAGGAAGGAGGAGCAGCUGACGGUCCUGAGAGCAGAGGCUGCCGCUCUUCAGCAGGGCUUUGGGUGCAAGGCGGAGGAGCAGUCUGAGGCUCUGAAGCAGGAGCAGCAGGCACUGGAGAAGAAACUGGAGGCGGCCACCUCUGAGCUGCAGAGGCUUGGUGAGGCCCUGGCGGAGGCCCAGGCAGAGAAUUCACAGCUCAGCCAGGAGAGCCAACUGGUGCUCACCAACGUCAGCCACUGGAUCAAAGAGCAGAAGAGAGCCAGUGAGAAUCUUUCUGUGACGGUUAAAGAACAGAGUCAGCGGAUGACCAUCCUGACCGCCGAGCGAGAUCAUCUGCAGGCGAGUCGAGACGCUCUGGAGGCUGAGCUGAAGACCUUGCGAGCAGCAUCUGCCGAGCGAGAGCGAGAGCUGGAACAUUUAAAGGCCAUCCACAGUCACUCAGAUCAUCAGCAGGCCCUGCUUAGUCAACUGCAAGGACAGCUAAAGGUGGGAGAGAUUGAGAAGGAGAAUCUGGUCACCAACAAUCUAAACAAACUCAGUGACAUGCAGGACAAACUAAGAUCUAACAUGGACAGCAUCCUUCAUCUGAACCAACAGCUGUGUACCCUGAGUGCGGAGCGGGACGAGCAGCACACACAGCUUGUACGGGAGCGCGGGCGACGGAAACAGAUGGAGCUCCAGCUGCUGAAGGGAACCGGAACAGACACAGACACAAACCGCCAUCCCCACCCCCCUCCGCCCAGCCUCCAGAACCACCAGCGCAGCCUCUCUCACAACGCCCUCCACCUCCCCUCUUCAUCCACCCUCUGCUGCCCCGCCGAUCUGGAGGUGGAGGGGCGGCGGGACCCAGGGGGAGCCCGGCUGUGGCGUUCCCGCUCGGCCCAGAGGCUGGAGGAUCCCUGGACUCUCCUGACAGGGAAACCGCUGAUCCGCUCUGUUCCGACCGGCCCGACCCUCCGAGACCAGACCCAAUCAGAACCUGAUCACGACCUGGCUCCACAUUUCACCCUGGGGCAGGGCCAGAUCUCCACAAAGGUCACGACCUGCCAGUGACCUGUGACCCCUCCCCCGUGCCACAGCUUACCUCCUCCUCACCUUGCACUCACUCCUGGGGUUGACCUGCUGCCUCCGCAGAGGUCAGGACCUGACCUGAGGGGACCCUCAGCUCCACCUGUGGCCAGAGGGGGGGGCGGGCUGCAGCAACACUGAGAGACCCAGCACCACCACACUCACUUACUCCACACACACUCAGAGCGGACUGUGGGAAUGGUAUAGAGACAGCUCCUAAAGAGUGUGCGUGUGUGUGUGUGUGUGUGUGUGUGUGUGUGUGUGUGUGUGUGUGUGUGUGUGUACGCGUGUUCGUGUGCGUGUGUGUGUGUGGAGGCAAUACAUUUCAAUGUCAUUUGAUGCAAUACAGUUCAAUGUCACAUCAUAGUUUCUCAUUACCUCGUGCGUGUAUGUAUAUUUAUGUGUGUGUGCUUUAUGUGCUGCUGUGCGUGGUGAUGUUUCAGUCUCACACAGUAACACACACACACACACACACACACACACACACACACCGAGGCACUUUUAAUUCAUCAGUCGUUAGUGGUCAGUUAGGUGUGUGUUCCUGCAGUGUGUGCAGGCGCGGCCCGAGGGUCCAUAUUUCACACGGAAACGAGCUCUCGUCCGCGCCUGCUGAUUCCUCUCAUAAAUAAGAGAGGAGAUGAAUCACGGAGCCACUCUGCCACGCCAGUCCAGUCCAGCAUGCUGAUAAUAACACAUUGUUAUUUCACGUCCAUUUGUAUCGUCGCGUCGUGUCCCGUCCCCACGCGCGCUCGCUCGCGCCCAUUUCUCAAUCUUCACUUAAAGUGCUGCUUCCCCCCGCCGCUAAUGAAAGCCUCUGAUGGUGGUGGCUGAUGACUGACCGUACAAUCAUUUUUCAAAAGUCUCAUGAAAAUACAGAGCAGCUUUUAUUAUUUCUUAUUUAUGUUGUUUUUCUCCUUUUCUUACCUGUUUGGACCAAAAAAGGUAAUUCCAAUUGUGAUGGAAUUUCAUGGGCUUUAUUUGGUUUGUAUAUUUGUCUCUGUGUGUGUGUGUUUCUGGACUGUUUAUGGAAGAGUAGGUUGAUCUCCACCCUCUGUACCUUUCUUUUUGUGGCAGAGUGUGGAUUAAUAAACAAAUCAGCCCCA
Messenger RNA from Clupea harengus (Atlantic herring), 7083 nucleotides. RefSeq names its product trichohyalin-like. Gene Ontology annotation, biological process: spermatogenesis. The transcript has 35 exons. The record is from RefSeq and is a predicted model, not a curated record. NCBI's taxonomy places the organism in Eukaryota, Metazoa, Chordata, Actinopteri, Clupeiformes, Clupeidae. Gene Ontology annotation, cellular component: sperm head-tail coupling apparatus. Bases 518 to 5965 code for a protein of 1815 amino acids.